This is a messenger RNA of Suillus fuscotomentosus, 606 nucleotides long. RefSeq lists its product as uncharacterized. The transcript is spliced from 3 exons. Lineage: Eukaryota; Fungi; Basidiomycota; Agaricomycetes; Boletales; Suillaceae. The record is from RefSeq and is a predicted model, not a curated record. Bases 1 to 606 code for a protein of 201 amino acids.
AUGCAGGCAACAGCCUCAGCGGUGACAAAACCCGCCCCACCUAAAUCAUACAAUUUCAGCCUAGAGAAUAUGAAAAACACAAAGAUAUUCAAUAACCAACCGGCUUCUCCAUUGUACUCGGUGGUCACCGACGCGAAGUCAGACAAGCGGACAGACAUCUAUGAUGCUCGUGGCAAUCAUCUGUUGGCUCGGAUCGACAGAAGAGAUAUCCUGCCAGACACCAUCACGUUUCCUAACAGAAAUGGUGGCUCUUCAAUAAACCUUAGUAAAUGGCUGCAGAAAAGCAAGCUUGAGAACGGACAUCAUAUCCACUCCAUCGAGACUGCGCAUGGAACUUAUGUUUGGAAGUCGGACGCCGAUUACCGGCUUGCUUUAUAUCGGAAGGAUGACAUGUCCAAUCCUAUUGCGCACCUCCAACAGGGAACACGAACUCAAAACUUCGCAGUGAUCAUGCAGGGAGAAGCGGAGCUUAUUCGUGACGACGUCAUCAUAUCCUUCUUGAUUCUUGAACAACGCCUAAGAAUAUCUGAAAAGAACAUCGUCGUCGGCGGGGGCAAGUUCGAGCAAAAUCGAACGGUAUUGGGAUAUCACGUUGAUACACCGUGA